Messenger RNA from Anas platyrhynchos (mallard), 3167 nucleotides. RefSeq names its product mediator complex subunit 17 (gene MED17). The record is from RefSeq and is a predicted model, not a curated record. Gene Ontology annotation, molecular function: transcription coregulator activity. Lineage: Eukaryota; Metazoa; Chordata; Aves; Anseriformes; Anatidae. Gene Ontology annotation, biological process: regulation of transcription by RNA polymerase II. Gene Ontology annotation, cellular component: mediator complex; core mediator complex.
GGCGGAGCGGGAGGAGCAGCGGGGGGGGGGAUCUCCAAGAUGGCGGGCGUGCCGGCCGUGCGCAUCAGCAUCGAGUCGGCGUGCGAGAAGCAGGUGCAGGAGGUGGGGCUGGAUGGCAGCGAGACCUACCUGCAGCCCCUCUCCAUGUCGCAGAACCUGGCCCGCCUGGCGCAGCGCAUCGACUUCAGCCAGGGCUCCGGCUCCGAGGAGGACGAGCCGGGCUCCGCGGGCCGCGCCUGGGCCGAGCCGGGCGAGGCGGAGGAUGAGGAAGGGUUGGUGAAGUUCCAGCCGUCCCUCUGGCCGUGGGACUCGGUGAGGAACAACCUGAGGAGCGCCCUGACAGAAAUGUGUGUGCUGUACGACGUGCUCAGCAUCGUCAAGGACAAGAAGUUCAUGACCCUAGACCCAGUCGUGCAGGAUCCCCCUCCUCCCAAACAGAAUCCUCAGUUCCUGCAGUUGAUUUCCAAAAAGAAGUCAUUAGCUGGAGCAGCUCAAAUCCUGCUGAAAGGAGCGGAAAGAUUGUCCAAAUCAGUGGCAGAAAACCAGGAAAAUAAGCGACAGAGAGACUUCAACUCCGAACUGUUGAGACUGAGACAGCACUGGAAGCUGAGAAAAGUGGGCGACAAAAUUCUUGGGGAUCUGAGCUACAGAAGUGCAGGUUCCCUUUUUCUUCAUCAUGGCACAUUUGAGGUGAUCAAGAACACUGAUAUUGACCUGGAUAAAAAGAUACCUGAGGAUUACUGUCCUUUGGAUGUUCAAAUUCCAAGCGACUUAGAGGGAUCAGCUUAUAUAAAGGUUUCAAUUCAGAAACAAGCUCCAGACAUUGGUGACCUUGGGACAGUCAAUCUCUUUAAAAGACCCAUGCCAAAAUCAAAACCAGGUUCUCCCCACUGGCAGACAAAAUUGGAGACUGCACAGAAUGUUCUGUUAUGUAAAGAAAUCUUUGCCCAGCUAUCACGAGAAGCUGUUCAAAUUAAAUCACAAAUUCCUCACAUUGUUGUGAAAAACCAAAUCAUCUCCCAGCCUUUCCCAGGUUUGCAGUUGUCUAUUUCUCUGUGUCACUCUUCCAAUGACAAAAAAUCACAGAAGUCAGCUGCUGAAAAACAGAAUCCAGAGGAUCAUCUCUACGUUCUGGAGCAUAAUUUGCAUCAGCUUAUCAGAGAGUGUCACAAGCAAACCCUGAGCUCCACAGUGAUGCCACAUCCAGCUAGUGCACCUUUCGGCCAUAAGAGAAUGAGACUAGCAGGACCCCAGGCUUUUGAUAAAAACGAAAUCAGUGCUUUACAGUCAAACGAAGGACUUUUGGAAAAGAUCAUAAAGCAGGCAAAACACAUCUUUCUGAGACGCAGAACCGCUCGAACCAUUGACAGUCUGGCGAGCCGUAUUGAGGAUCCUCAGAUUCAAGCCCACUGGUCAAACAUAAAUGAUGUUUAUGAAUCCAGUGUUAAAGUUCUAAUAACGUCUCAAGGAUAUGAACAGAUCUGCAAAUCCAUCCAACUACAACUGAACAUUGGAGUUGAACAAAUCAGAGUAGUGCAUAGAGAUGGAAGAGUCAUUACCUUGUCCCAUCAGGAGCAAGAACUGCAGGAUUUCCUGUUAUCUCAGAUGUCACAGCACCAAGUACAUGCGGUUCAGCAGCUUGCAAAAGUUAUGGGAUGGCACGUGCUGAGCUUCAGUAACCAUGUUGGGCUGGGGCCAGUGGAGAGUAUUGGCAAUGCAUCAGCGAUAACUGUAGCAUCACCAAAUGGAGACUAUGCCAUUUCAGUCCGUAAUGGUCCUGAAAGUGGCAGCAAAGUUAUGGUUCAGUUUCCACGGAGUCAGUGCAAGGAUCUCCCCAAAGGCGAUGUGCUGCAAGAUAACAAGUGGAAUCAUCUUCGAGGGCCCUUCAAGGAAGUUCAGUGGAAUAAAAUGGAAGGGCGUAACUUUGUGUACAAAAUGGAGCUCCUCAUGGCAGCCCUAACUCCAUGCUAAUAACCCAUCCGUCUGUCCGGGGGGGCUUGGAAUCAGCGCUGUGCUGCCAAAGUUUGCUGCCCACACAGCAAAGGGAAACGGAGCCUGUGGGGCAAUACAAGAAAACAAAAAUUUAUUUCCUGUACAGAUCUGUCUAGUGUAGCGUUUAUAAUAAAGUGUUUUCAAUGACAUAGAGAAUAUGACUUUUUGAAAAAGUUCUUUUCAGCUGUACCUUUGCAUAUUGCUCUACCUAGAUUAACAUGUCUAAUGUUUUUUCUUUUAAAAAUAUGAAAUUCAGUAGUCCUGUGCUGUAUGAAAGGUGUCUGCUCAAAGUGAUACCCUUUUCUUCCCUGGAUUUAUUUCUUCUAAAUAGAUUUUUGCAAAUGUUUCUGAAAGAGUACAAUUCAGAAUAAACUGUGCAAUCAAUAAGCCUUUUAGUGACCUAGAUCACAAAGAAAUUUAAAAUUAUUUAAAAUUCAAGUAGCCAUUCUUCACUGUGUGAUGUUUUUGGGUUGGGGGCUGAUGCUGUACAUCAGUGGUACAGUGGUGUGGCCUCUGGGUUGUCUGUUUCAUUUCUUCUUGAGAGACGCAUCAGUGCUUUAAGUUGAGAACACUGCAAAGCCACGGCUCCUGCUGAGUGUAUGCAGUGUAUGGUACUUUGCAAUCUACAGAAGUUGCAAGCAGACAUGUAGAGGAACAAGUCUUCAUCUGCAUGCAAAAAGCUCCUAACAGUGAAUUUGUGUGCAUUUUUUUGGAGAGGGGGUGUAAAUUAUUUCUGAGAAGAACAGAGCAGGAACAGAGAGGAAGAGCAGGUAACUCACAUGCAGUAGACCUUGGAUCUCCGCAGUCGUGGUUUUUUUUUCUUUUUUUUUUUUUUCCCUCUCUGCCCUGGCAUCAACUGCAAUCUAGGAAAACAGUAUUAUUCUUAUGGAGCUCUCUUAAAAGAGCUUAUCAGCUCUUUUGAGGUCCUAAAACAAAGGAGUAAUAUGUUUGUUUUUUUUCUUUUCUUUUUGGUUGUAAUUGUAGCCUUCUUGAAGCUCCUACUAAGGUGUUGCACGGAGCUCUUCUGUUGUGUGAUGAUUAAUUGCUAAAGGUCUUUUUGAAAGCUGUCUGUAUAAGCUGGUUUAGACUUAAAUCCAUCUUACAUUCCAAGGUGUAUGUAUAUAUAUGAGAACUGCACAUAGACUGUGCUUGAAUUAAACCAUCUUACUUCUGUA